This is a messenger RNA of Rhopalosiphum padi (bird cherry-oat aphid), 689 nucleotides long. RefSeq lists its product as uncharacterized. Bases 88 to 651 code for a protein of 187 amino acids. Lineage: Eukaryota; Metazoa; Arthropoda; Insecta; Hemiptera; Aphididae. The record is from RefSeq and is a predicted model, not a curated record. The transcript has 6 exons.
ACUUAUACUACCAAAUUAAGAACUAAUGAAACAUCAAAUUAUUCAAAUUAUCGUUCCCGACAUGGACCAAACCAUGAUUUUGAGUGGAUGAACGAUUCUGUAGCGUCUGGUAGUUUACCGAUUUCAAAUUCAAAAAUAAUAUCUAAGCAUUCUGAACCAAAUAAAACUAAUGAAACAUCAAAUUAUUCAAAUGAUCGUUCCCAACAUGGAUCAAACUAUGUUUCUGACUGGCUGAACGAUUCUGUAGGGUCUGGUUGUUCACCGACAUCAAAUUCAAAAAUAAUAUCUAAGCAUUCUGAACCAAAUAAAACUAAUGAAACAUCAAAUUAUUCAAAUUAUCGUUCCCGACAUGGACCAAACCAUGAUUUUGAGUGGAUGAACGAUUCUGUAGCGUCUGGUAGUUUACCGAUUUCAAAUUCAAAAAUACCAUCUAAAACAAAUAGAAUCAAAUGUGGAGGUAGAGGAAUGGCCAUUCAAGAACUAGCUUUAUCUAUGGGUAUAACAUGCAGUAUAAGAAAAUCAAAUUUGAGCUUCUCAAAUUCAAAAAUAGAAAGUCAUUUCAAAAAUCUUAAAGAAAAUUUACAAAAACAAAAGGAAGAAGAAAAUGAAAAGAAAUGGGAAAAUUAUUUUCAUUCAUAUAAGAGCACAUAACAUGUAAUUGGUAAAAUAAAUUUGUAUACAUUUUUUAA